AUAAAAUCCUCGAGCAAGAUAUGACCUUGCUCUAAUCUGUACGUGACCAUGGACAUAUCAACUAUAUUAACCCUGCUUACGUUUGCAACCGCCCUCCUGUUCUGUCCAACCCGGACCGAUGCGGCCAUCGCGGUCCAGCUGGAACGGCUCGAGCAGAUUGGCGGUGCCCAUCUAGCAGAAACAUCCGCGAUCCGUGUUCGGAAGUUUAACCGCACCACGUUUACAUUGAAUGGGACAUUCGUCGUGUACCAAGAUCUUGACGAAACCUACGAGGCAAGUCUUAAGGUAGCGUACAGUCGACUCGGAAAUAACCAGUGGAACGAGUAUCCAAUGAAGAUAGGCCAGAAGUCGGUGUGUCGAGCUAUGGUCGAGGAGUACCAGCAGUACCAGCACGUCUUCGUCAACAGCACGAACCUGCCGUGGGUUGCGGAAGGGACUCGCAGUUUCUGCCCGUUUCCGAAGGGAGCGUACUGGAUUCACGACUUGGCUCCGGAUGCAAGCUGGGUGCCUCCGGUUGUUCCGGCGGGCUAUUGGCGCAUGACGCUGGAUUCAUGGCGUAACGGUGAACUGCAGGGGGUGUUCCGGGUGUACCUUCGGCUUACUAAAUAAAUUCACUUACUUUUUUUUCAUAGCUUAUUUUUAUUAGGUCCUUUUAGGUGCCGCGACCAGGUUAGGACCGAGGAUCAAAAGUACAAAAAAUAAUAAAUAAUAAAAUAAUAAACCAUAACUGAAUUGGGUACUAAAGCCCUAUGUAAUUUUUUUGUACAACGGUAAAAACACGAUUAAAAACCAUUUCUGAUCACUUUUUUUUUUCAUUUUAAUGCGAAAAAAAAAAUUACAAGACAACAUUUUUUCGAUGGAUCAACUAUGGUCCCCUUGGAACGAGCUGUCAAGUAGGAGCUUUUCUGUCAAGAAUGACCGCGAGGAUAAUUUUUCAAAAUUGAUUUAAAAAUCCAUUUUAAACUCAUUGUGGUCGUACAAAGGGUCAUUGUACUCAGAAAAAUAAGCUUUAUCGCUGUAAACAAUAAUAUCAGCAAUCUAAGCUUCAUUUUAGGACCCAAUUAGAUGAUCAUUUU
Messenger RNA from Culex pipiens pallens (northern house mosquito), 1076 nucleotides. RefSeq lists its product as uncharacterized. Lineage: Eukaryota; Metazoa; Arthropoda; Insecta; Diptera; Culicidae. The transcript has 2 exons. The coding region runs from base 49 to 609 and encodes 186 amino acids. The record is from RefSeq and is a predicted model, not a curated record.